Rotaria sordida is the source of this 1701-nucleotide messenger RNA. Lineage: Eukaryota; Metazoa; Rotifera; Eurotatoria; Philodinida; Philodinidae. The record is from the annotation of a GenBank genome assembly.
AUGUUUCAACAAAUGUCUUCAUCUCAUUCUCAAUUUCAUACACCUACUAGUUCUUCAGCAAAUAAUCAAGAUGAAUUACUAGCUAGACGAAAAUUAGAACAAAAACGUCGUUUUCAACAAAAACAAGGAAAUACUCCUACAGAUGUUGAUUCACUUAUGCAAUCAAUGUUUUCUGAUUUAAAAUUACAAUCUAAAACAACAAUACAAAAUACAGAAGAAGUAAAAAAAUCAGUAUUACAAAUUUCAGAAUUAACAAAUAAUUCUGUUAUUCAUCAUUCUCAACCUCAACAAACUCAUACAGCAGCUCCUGGUGCAGCUGAUUGGUCGAAAAUAGCAUUUGAUGAUGACUUAACUAGAGUAUUUAAUCAAGAAGAAAAAAUUUCAAACAUUCCAGCAAUAAAUUCAGAACAACCGUCCAUAUUACAUCAUUCCAACGAACAGUCCUCAUCAUUUACUAAAUUUGUUUAUCCAUCUUGGUGUUCACAGCCAAUUGUCUUUCUUCCACUUGUUUAUCAACAAGUAUUUGAAGCAUCAUGUAUAUCUAAUAAUAUUCAAACAUCUGUUUUAUAUCCAAUUCUUCUUUUAUCUGGUCUUAGACAAGAUCAACUUAGUCAAAUUUGGUCUCAAGUUAAUUUACAUCAACCAGGAACUUUAAUUAAAGAAGAACUUUUUAUGGCAUUAGCACUUAUUGCAUUAGCACAGAACAGUAAUGGACAAAUUUUUUCGAAUGAACGAUUAUAUCAUUUAACUGAAUAUCCUAUACCACAUUUUCAAAUUCAACAAAGACAACAACCACCUCCUCCUCCUCCUGCUCCGGCUUAUCAACAAGAAGAUUUUGCUGAUUUUACAGCAUUUGAACAAAAUACAGAUGAUGGUCAUGUAACUGUUCCUAUUGAUUUUAAUGAAAAUAAUUUAUAUCCACCAGAUAUAAAAGCAUUGUCAUCGGAAACACAAUCGAUUGCAAGUUUAGAUUUACCAAUGCCAACAAUUCAUACAAAUUAUCAAGAUGAUACUAGUCAAAAAGGAAUUAGUGAUAAUAUUUCAUUUUCUUCAUUAAAUAAUAAUGAUAUUGUACCAGCAGCUGAUACACAAAGUUUACAUUCAAUCAAUUCAUCUGAACCUUCCAAAUUAGAAUUAACUCAAUUUUCAUUUUUCUCGGAUGAUACAGCUCAAAUAGAUUCACAUCUAGCUGUUUGGUUACGUUGUUUUGAAAAAUGUUAUUCAAUAUUAUCUCAAGCAAAUGAAAUAUUUUCAUCUAUUGAAAGUCCAACAUUAUGUAUGGAAAUCUUACAACAAACACGUACUCGAGAUUAUGUUCAAAAUUUACAAGAAAUUUUUCUUGUUCAUAAAAGAAUUUAUACAGCAGCAAUUUUAGAACCAACAACAACAUCUCAAUUAUUAACACUUUGGAAACAAAUUAUUGUUUUAUGGACUAAUUUACAAUCAUUUUUUUCAACUGCACAUCUUCAUUUAUUAAAUGAUGAUGAUAUAGAUUAUUCAUCAUUAUUAUUUGGUGAUACAUAUUCGUAUUGUUCAAUUUGUCUUCUAUCAACUAUUGGUCUUGAUACAGUAUUACCGAAUUCUUCUUCAUUUAACACUGCAUAUUUAACAUUUGCUGGCCGUUUAUAUCAUGCUCCUUGUGCCAAUUUUUAUUUAAAUCUCAUUGAUGGAAUUUUACCAUCAUUAAGAAGAUCGUCUUGA